AUCCCUGACAUUCGUGUUGCUCUCUGGCUGCCUGCUGUCUCGAGUCAUGGAUGCACAGCUGGUUAUCGCUCUGUUGGCUCUCGCCUCCCUGGGUGCUGCAUCUGAACCGGACUGCAAAGAGCUGGUCAAGCCUCUGGUUCUAGACAGCCACAGCCCUAUCUAUGGGAAGUGGGUGCUCCAUGUGGGGUCGUGGGACGAGCCGGGUCUGAAGAACGACCUGGUGGCGGUGAACGGCUCCUGGGUGGACCUGUCGGCUUCCUCCGACAACGGCGUCAUGUCCAUCUACUGGUCCGACCGCCUUGAGGAUAAAUGCCUGCAGGGGUUAGCCAAUGCCACCAUCUCAGGGAUGACCAGUCACAUGACUUUUAAUAUCAACGGUCACACUUCAUAUCAUGAUGGAAAGUACUACGAGACGUGCGCCGACUGCCUCCUGUCCGAAGACACCACCCUCCUCCCUGACGGCAAGUCAAAGGGACGAUACCUCUUCCUCUUCACCCGUAACGGCACUUUGGAGCCGUCUGAGUUAGAAACCUUCAAGAAGCAGGCAGAGUGUCUCAAAUUCCUCCCAGAGUACCACUUUGGAGGAACAGAGCUGUGUCCAGAUGACAGGGUCUCCGCAACGACCGGUGCCGAGAAUACAGAGAAUGAUGUAACCGAUGUUCCGCCGACUGCCAAUUAAAGCAGAGCGAAGAGAAGUCGUCGCCCUUUGAGCAGCACGCGCCCGUCCGAGUGCGUCCAGCGUGUUCUCAAUAGUGUUGUAAUGUGAUCUGUGCACCGUGGAGUAGCUUCUCAUUAGUCCGGUUACAGCAACGAGUUCAAGGCCCGUUGGAGUCAUGCCAUGUUAGAUCUGUGACUAUGUGUAGCCUUGAGACUCUGUGUGCCUGCUAACUGUUUGAACUUUCACAAUUUAGUUUGAGAAAUGCGAUAUGUACACAGCGAAGCGGAUUCAGGCGGACGGCUUUAAAUGCUUCGUUCAAAUCGAUUUAACAAUCUGUUAGUUGAGUAACUAUUUCCAACUGCUUGUGCGAUGUGAAUAAAACUUUCAGUCUCCA
Molecule: messenger RNA, 1052 nt
Organism: Pseudoliparis swirei
Lineage: Eukaryota; Metazoa; Chordata; Actinopteri; Perciformes; Liparidae
Exons: 6
Coding region: 47-679 (210 amino acids)
Source: RefSeq, a predicted model, not a curated record